This is a messenger RNA of Cryptomeria japonica (Japanese cedar), 3236 nucleotides long. Its product is annotated as probable LRR receptor-like serine/threonine-protein kinase At1g63430. NCBI's taxonomy places the organism in Eukaryota, Viridiplantae, Streptophyta, Pinopsida, Cupressales, Cupressaceae. Gene Ontology annotation, molecular function: protein binding. The transcript is spliced from 2 exons. The record is from RefSeq and is a predicted model, not a curated record. The coding region runs from base 1102 to 1425 and encodes 107 amino acids.
UAUAAGAGAAAAUACAAAUAAGUAUUUGACUAUAGCUAAAUAUUAAAGAGAAGAGUAGGAUUUAAGCACGAAAGACAACAAGGAUGAUUUCAGAUGCACAUGUGGAGAUGAGCGAAGUAGUGGAAAAUUGGGAAUGAAGACUAAGACCCAGACCACGACAAGAACAAUAAUACUUGGAAUGGAACGUGAGUACGAAGGCCAUCGUUAUGGUAAAUUAUGUGUAUUGAACAACGUAGAACAAGUGAGUGGGUAUUAAAGAUAAAAAUAAGUAAAGUAAUUAUUUUUAUAUUUAAGUUAAAGUGGGGUAGAAUGUAAUAUUGAAAAUUAUAUGUAUUUAUUUUGGAUUGAUUUUAAUGUAACAAUUAUUUUUGCAUCAAGAAAUAGUACAUUUCAUAAAUAUAGCUUGAUCAUAUUUCCAUUUCUAUCAAGACAUACUAGCGUCUUUGGUUGUGGAUUCCUCUAUGUAGUUCUAAUUCUCUUGCUUCAUCCUUCUUAUUUUUUAAAAUUUUAUUUUAAUGUUUACUAAAUAAUAAAUUAUUAGCUCCUCCUUUGAUCUAGUUAAUCAAGAAAAUUUCAUUAUUGAAAAAUUAAUUUGUUAUGCAAUAACUUGAGAAAGUUUUAAUCCUAAUGUGAAUUGACUGAAAGUAUUUUGACUAACACAACUUAACUAUAUUAUAGUUUUUCUUCCUUCACACACUAUAGCAAAAUUAUUUAGAGACAUUAUUAUGGAUAGAGUUACAUCAUGUAGAUUAAUCAUGAAAAUGGCUAUUUGAUUGGCCUAAUCUAUUUUGCAUGGUUUGGUUUGUUAUUAAUAUGAUCUUCAAAGAUUUGCAACUCUUAAAAUACGGAUGGGUAUCCCAACAUGGUUAAAGACGAAUGCGAGUGGAGCGAAGUGGUGGGAGCAUUCCUUGCAUAGGAAAUUUUAAACAAAAAAUGGAAAGAGAGUUGCAAGGCUUCUUUAACAGAUUGCUGAUUUCUGACAGCUGUCACGGCGCCUCUCUUUCACUAGACAAUUAGUCUAGUCAAGAGAGGCGGUGUUACACUGUCAAAACUAAGCUCUGUGGUAAGUCUAAUUGUGUAUGUUAAAAUGCAUUCAUAAGAAUGAUGAGUCCCUGGGACACAUCGGAGUCUCCAUGUGCAUGGUUUGGUGCGGGGAAGGAGAAAAAGGUAGUGAGUCUGGAAUCGGAUUCCAAACAGUUGAAAGGAAGCUUAUCUCCUGCAAUUGGAAGGCUUUCUGAGCUUAAAAAGCUUUCUUUUGCCAAUAACUUGCUGGUUGGGAGGAUCCCAAAAGAGUUUGCUUCUUGUCUGAAGUUGGAAGUUGUGGACCUGAGUGGAAACAAGCUUUCUGGACCAAUUCGUUCUGAAUUCGGCAAUCUCAGGAGCCUCAAGACUCUGUGGCCGGCCACUAAAAGCUUCUCCGAAUAGUAAAACAGCAACCUCUGAUUUGUCUUCUUCAGCGUCGUCAUCAUCUUCUUCUUCAAAGCUUUCGGCACAUGAUCAACUGGAGAAGCAACAAUCACAAAGCCUUCUUUCAAGUGUUUUAAAGAGGUCAAUUCCUGAAUCUUCACUCUGAACUGCUGCAAAAACUUGGAUUAUGUUAGAAGGUUUUGGUAAGUUACCUCCAUCUCUAGCACCAGCUCCAGCACCAAGUCAUAAUGAAAAAAUGGUACACUAGCCCCAACACCAGCAAAGCAUAAGAAGAAGAAGAAAAAGUUGUCAAUUACAAAGUGGGUUUUGGGUGAUUCAUUGGGACUAAUAACAGGAGCAAUCUCUGCAGUUAUGUGUUCAUUUGUGUAUAGAAUGCUCUUGUGCUGUAUCCGUGGAAGACCCAAGGAUCAGGGUGCUAAGAUUUACAGUUCCUUAAUUAAAAAGGCUAAGGAUUUAGCCUUCUUAAAUACAGAGGAUGGUUUCAGAUCAGCAGAGCUCAUAGGAAAAUGGGGUUCUGGGGAAGUUUACAGGACACAGCCUCAAUAUGACACGGAAAUUGCCAUUAGGAAAAUUGCUCAACCAUCUCUCAAUUCAACAGAUAUAUCAGAUGAAGACACUAAGCUUCUUCACAGAAGAAGGCGACAAAUUCGUCCAGAAUUGGAUACUUCAGGCCAUAUAAGGCACACAAACCUUGUUACUCUUCUAGCCUAUAUUGGAAGGCCUGAUUGCCAUCCAUUAAUCUAUGAUUAUAUGAAAAAUGGUAGUGACCAUCGAGCCUUAGAAGAGGUUGGUGAAGGCACUCUAUAAUUAGCAUGGCCUGUUCGUCAUAAGAUUGCCAUGGGAAUUGGUACAGGUCUACAGUAUUUGCACUUCUACAGCACUCCAAAAAUCAUUCACCGUGAUUUGAAACCUGGAAACAUCCUCCUUGAUGAGUACUUUGACGCCCAUGUUGCAGAUUUUGGCCUUGCAAAGGCCCUCCCUGAAACAGCCACACACGCUACUACCUCAAAUGUAGCAGGAACAGUAGGGUACAUUGCCCCUGAAUAUUACCAGACCUUAAAGUUUACAGACAAGUGUGAUGUUCAUAGUUUUUGGGUUGUUCUUGCUGUUUUGGUUAUAGGUAAAAUUCCAUAUGAUGAUUUGUUUCAAACAAUCCCACAGGAUAGUAUUUAGAGAUGGUUGAGAAAUGUGAUCAAAAACAGCAUCUGGUGCCAUACAUCCACGAUUCCACAGAUUAGAGGACAGGGCUAUGAUGAUGAAAUCUUCCUUGUCAUGAAGAUUGCUUUCUUUUGCACUGAUGAUGACCCCAACAAGUGACCUAAUACCAGAGACGUACUCACCAUGCUUUCUUGUUUAGUAUGACGAGGUCUAUUAGUUAGACCACGUUCUAAUUGUUGCAUAGUAAUUGUUGACUUAAUGAAUAGUGAAAAAAUAAUUGUUGUAGCUUUAAAGAUGUCACUGUUCAUCAUGAGUAUUCUUAUGUGCAUGUUCAAAUGAAUAUCAAAAAAAAAAAUAAUAAAGAAAAAUGAAAGUCCAAAUCAUUGCCAUCUUCAACUAAAUCAUAUUUUAAAGUGUUUUAAAAAUAAAAUUCUUAUGAAAAAGAUUUGGAAAAAUAAAUCAUAUAGAAUAAAAGUGGAGAUGAGGUAGACAAACACACUAUUAAUGUGACAUCAUGAUAAAUAAGAAUUAAAAUGUAUUUAUAUUAGGGUAGACCAAAACAAGGUUAAGAUUGUAUAUAAACAUUUAAAAUUAUAACUCCCUAUAUCUAUUUAUUAUUCAUUGUUUCAAAAGGUAAGGGAUUUUGGUUU